UAGUAACUAGAUUUAACUGUCAUUGAUUCAGUUCUCUCAAUCUGGUUAUCAGAUAAGUAAUUAUUAUAAUAUUCCUGGUUUAUAAAAGCAAAAUUUUCAGUAAUGGCCACCACAAGCAAUAAAUGUCCAUUUGGUGAGCGUAUAAUCCGCUUGAAUCUAACAGCAACAUCGAACACAUCGAUGGCAAGGCACGAUCAAAGCCAUAACGAUAAUGAUGCAGAGCGGGCUCGCGGUGAAAUAAAUAACAAAACUUGUAGCCACUGUUUCCUUCACUUUGGAAUUGUUUCAUUAUUUUGUCUGUUGCUCGCAUUGGUCUGGCUUAUAUUUAUGAGUUUGGAUUUCUAUGACUGUACGCCCGAGGAGCGUUUCGCUCGCCGCCAUCUGGCGUAUGUCUCAAGGGAAGAGCGUCAGCGUUUAGGUGGUCGGGUAAGGCUUUCACCGCUGGAGGAGAAGGCUAAUUUCCAUUUGAUGAAUGACCUAAAAAUGGACAAUCAAUCGCAACAAAUUUGGCGUAACUAUGAGCCACAUUCGCAUUUACUUAAUAUUUACAAUAUCAGCGAAACGAAACUAUAUAGUCUUUUACGGACUAUGCCCAAGGGUGGUCUACUUCAUGUUCACGAUUCGGGAAUGCUGAAUACCAAAUUGCUAGUGGAGCUAAUCGAACGCGAUGAUCUUUGGACAUGUGUAGGCAUGGAUAAUAGUUUCGAAGAUUUUCGUUUCUCGCUAAAAUUUCCGUCCCAAAUUGGGCCUCAAAGCGAUUACAAGUGUACUUGGAUGCUGAUGAGUCAACUUAAGCAGCGUGACAAUCAAACCGUGAUUGAGGAACAACUAAAGUCUAGUCUGUCAAUGAAUGUUCAUAGUUUCACGAACUCCACACAUUUGGCCAGACAUUUAAGACGGGCACAUCGUUUGGUUUAUGGUCUAAUAACAUUUCGUCCAGUGUGGCGAAAUUUUUUGUUUAACAUGUUGGAGGAUUUCUAUGCAGAUGGCGUGAGCUAUGUGGAAUUACGCUCAUCUCUGCCAGUUUUGUAUGAUCUGGAGGGCAAUAAUUAUUCACUUUUCGAUACGGCCCAUUCGUUGGCUACAGCAGCGAAAAUUUUCAAAUCCACUUACCCCAAUUUUAUUGACCUAAAAUUAAUCUAUGCUCCACUGAGAGAAUCUAAUGAUAAUCGCUUGGAUGAAUAUAUAGAAAAUGUUCGGAUGUUGAAGAAACAAUUUCCCAAUUUAAUCACCGGCUUUGACCUACUCUCAUUGGGUAAUGAAUGUGAUUUACCGCAAUUGUCACAAUUAAGACAACUUUUGCAUAUUAGUAAGGAAAUUGAUUUCUAUUUUCAUGCCGGUGAAUCACGUUGUAUGGAUAUGGCCAAAACAAAUGAGAAUCUACUCGAUGCUCUAUUAAUGGGUAGCAAACGCAUUGGCAAUGCCCUCAAUUUGCCGCUGCAUCCGGAAAUCUUAAAAACAAUGAGACAAUCGAAUGUGGCCAUUGAGAUAAAUCCACUCUCGAAUUAUUAUCUACAGUAUGUCAAUGAUUUUCGUCAACAUCCGGCAGCGUAUUUAAUUGCCGCUGGUUUUCCCAUUGUCGUUGGUUCUGAUUAUCCAUAUUUUUGGAAUGCCUCGCCACUGACAUCGGAUUUCUAUGUGACAUUCGUUGGCAUUGCCAGUGGCCAGGACAAUUUGCGUCUACUGAAACAGUUGGCCAUGAAUUCCUUUAUCUACAGCUCACUGAACGGUGAGGAGAAGAUGACUGCAAUGGCCAAAUGGCAGUGCCAUUGGGAUAAUUGGCUCAAGCGUUUUGUCAGCCAAUGAUUCAAACAUAGAACAAAUGAGAGAGAAGAGAGAGAGAGAUGUUAAAAAAGAUAUUUGUAUUGAAAA
Drosophila willistoni is the source of this 1872-nucleotide messenger RNA. RefSeq names its product adenosine deaminase 2 (gene Adgf-A2). Gene Ontology annotation, molecular function: adenosine deaminase activity. The transcript is spliced from 3 exons. The coding region runs from base 103 to 1806 and encodes 567 amino acids. Lineage: Eukaryota; Metazoa; Arthropoda; Insecta; Diptera; Drosophilidae. The record is from RefSeq and is a predicted model, not a curated record. Gene Ontology annotation, biological process: inosine biosynthetic process; adenosine catabolic process.